CAGUGUUGCCGGAUCGUUGUAGGAGAAAACAUAUGAAAAUAUAAUUCGUAUUAACUUAAUUUAUUGGACUUGACAAAAAAUAAAAACAAUUCACAUCAAGUCCGUAUUGCUACGUAUACUGCAGUUUGGGUGCAUCAAGGCCUGGAACUGCCAAUCAAAGAGAUUAUAUACUAGUUUGCAUUAAAACUUUUAUUUCAAAUUAAGAACUUUUUGAUAAGUAAUUGUCAUGGAUUCGGCCACGAAUCUGUUGGAGCGCAAUCUCUCCGCUAGUGACUUAAAUGUCGUUGGCCUGGAUGGGGAACCCACCAUCAAUUUGGAUUCCUCGAAUCCAUCCUCGGUGGAGAUAGUGACAGCUACAACUGCCACAUUGCAUGGCAGUGAUGAUGCCACCGAAGAGGAUAUUUUUGAGGAGGUGAAAAUGAUUUUGCGCAAACGACGAGGCUGGGGAUUAGAGGACUCGCUUAGUGCCAACGACCUAGAUUUGCUGGAAUAUGAUGAUGAGCUUGGCGAGGAGGAUGAUGCUGGAUGCCCGCUGCCCUCAACACCUGAGGACACACAACUUAUUGAGGCUGAGAUGACGGAAGUGCUGAAGGCUGGUGUACUCUCCGACGAGAUCGAUUUGGGAGCACUGGCACACAAUGCCGCCGAACAAGCUGAGGAGUUCGUCCGUAAGGUCUGGGAAGCUAGCUGGAAGGUUUGUCAUUAUAAGAAUCUGCCCAAAUGGUUGCAGGACAACGAUUUCCUGCAUCGUGGCCACCGCCCACCGUUGCCCUCAUUUCGCGCUUGCUUCAAAUCCAUAUUCCGUUUGCAUACGGAAACCGGCAACAUCUGGACACAUCUGCUCGGCUGCAUUGCCUUCAUUGGCGUGGGAUUGUACUUUGUUUCGCGACCAUCUAUCGAAAUACAAGCUCAGGAAAAGAUCGUAUUUGGCGCAUUCUUUAUGGGGGCCAUUAUCUGUUUAGGAUUCUCAUUCGCUUUUCACACACUAAGCUGUCACUCGGUAGAGAUUGGAAGACUGUUCUCAAAACUAGAUUAUUGUGGCAUUGCGCUGCUUAUCAUGGGCUCCUUUGUGCCUUGGCUAUAUUAUGGCUUCUAUUGUCAUUUUCAACCGAAGGUUAUAUAUCUCUCAGUGGUUUGUGUGCUGGGCGUUCUCUCCAUUGUUGUCUCUCUAUGGGAUAAGUUCUCGGAGCCGGGGCUACGUCCAUUGCGUGCUGGGGUAUUCAUGAGCUUUGGCCUGUCUGGAGUUAUUCCAGCAGUGCACUACAGCAUCAUGGAGGGUUGGUUUAGUCAGAUUAGUCGUGCCAGCUUGGGCUGGCUGAUUCUAAUGGGUCUUUUGUACAUAACGGGCGCCUUGCUGUAUGCUUUACGUGUGCCCGAACGUUGGUUCCCUGGAAAGUUUGACAUUUGGUUUCAAUCGCAUCAACUGUUCCACGUGCUUGUCAUUGCUGCUGCCUUUGUGCAUUAUCAUGGCAUUACCGAGAUGGCCAUGUAUCGUGUCAUGUAUAGCGAAUGUACUGUUCCCACUGAGCCGAUAACCUUCUAGAAGCUGCUGUUGAUACCAAGGAUACAAUCAUAUUUAUAUAAACACCCACACACAUACUCCUCAGAGACACACUUAAUAUUCACCCACACACACACACACCAUACCGCACACACACACACACACACACACACAUUCAAGCAUACACAUAAAAGAACAAUUUGUCGAUUUAGCGCAGUUUUACAAUGCAACCAUUUUUAGCGUGUUUGGUGAGCAUUUGUACCUUGUUAUACGAAUUAUAGAUAUAUACCAACUCUCCUAUCAUAUUCAAAUUGUGCCCAAAAAGAAAAAGAUCCACAAAUUUCAUAGCUAAACAAAAAAGAAAGAAAUCAAUUAAUUGUCGAAUUAAAUCUUUAGUAGCUAUAUUAAAAAGUAUGUAGAAAUAUUUAUGGAAUUCCAUUUAUUAAUUUUGUUUAUUACAUUAUCAUUUACAUUAUCGUUUUAGUUCAAUAAACAUUGGGUAGUACAGAAA
This is a messenger RNA of Drosophila willistoni, 2012 nucleotides long. RefSeq names its product adiponectin receptor protein (gene AdipoR). Gene Ontology annotation, molecular function: signaling receptor activity. Gene Ontology annotation, biological process: adiponectin-activated signaling pathway. Gene Ontology annotation, cellular component: plasma membrane. Lineage: Eukaryota; Metazoa; Arthropoda; Insecta; Diptera; Drosophilidae. Bases 227 to 1543 code for a protein of 438 amino acids. The transcript is spliced from 7 exons. The record is from RefSeq and is a predicted model, not a curated record.